Molecule: messenger RNA, 1424 nt
Organism: Dermatophagoides pteronyssinus (European house dust mite)
Lineage: Eukaryota; Metazoa; Arthropoda; Arachnida; Sarcoptiformes; Pyroglyphidae
Biological process (GO): RNA processing
Cellular component (GO): spliceosomal complex
Source: RefSeq, a predicted model, not a curated record
CCGAAUUCUCGCACAGUGAUCGAAACACAUUGGCAUUUGUUUUGUUUUUAAUUCUUCGUUUUUUUUUGUCGUUAACUAAUAAAAAAAAUUUGUAAAUCGAAAAUGGGACGUCGAAUGAAAUCUACUAAGAGUGGAAAAUAUAUUAAUCCAACUGAUCAAGCUCGAAAAGAAGCUCGUAAACGAGAAUUGAAAAAGAAUAAGAAACAAAGAUCGAUUGUUCGAGUUGCCGUUCUAAAGGGUAAAGAUCCAUAUCAAAUUAUAUCAGAUAUGGAACGACUUGAUAAAAUGGAAUAUGAUUUCUACAAUCCACCAUCGCUCAAUGAAAAAGUGCUUAAAGAUAAACGAAGAAAACUAAAAGAAACCUGGGAUCGUUUAAUAAGACUUUAUAUUAAAGAGGAUAAAGAUAAAUACAUUGAAUUGAAACGAAUGGAAAGUGAUUAUGAUGCAAAACGAAACGAAUUAGUUAAACAAUACGAAGCGAUCAAAUCAGCGCAAGAAGUUAAUAUUGAAGAAAUUCCUCUUCCUUCAGCAAUUCCUUUACCGUCGGAAUCAGCAACAUCAUCAUCUUUAGGUAAAGAGACGAUACCACAAUCAAUAUUGAAAAGUACAAGAAAUCGCGCCAAACAGCCACCCGGUUGUCCUCCUGGACUUCCACCUUCAUUAAGUGAAUUCAAAAGCGAAAGUGAUGAUGAUAAUGAUGAAGACGAUGACAAAAGUGAAGAUGAAGUUGAAAAAUCUGAAUCAAAUAAAAAAAUACGAUUCUCUGAUGAAGUUGGUGAGAAAAACAAAGAUGUAAGUGAUUUAAAUAAAUUUCUUCAAGAAAUUGAACAAUUAUCAAGCGAAAAAUCGAAUAAAGAAGUUGAACCAAAUAAAAAUGUCAUCGAUAAUCCUCAAGCUCCGAAUACUAACAGUAUAAUUUUAGCCAGUUCUACAUUGGUUCAACCAACACCUCAAAUUCUUGUCCGACCAGCUCCACCACCUCCUCUUCAAGUUUCAAUGCCACCUCAAUUAAUACAUACAGCGGGUCAAGUUUUACGAAUGACACCGCAUAAUCCCACAAUUUUUAAUCCAUCAAAUUAUAAUCAACAGAAAAAAGAAAAAACUAAACAAGUCGCAACGAUUGAAGCAAGACCACAACUUCGUAAUCUUAGCGCCGAUUCAACUAAAUUUAUGCCAUUAGCAUUGAGAGUUCGUCGUGAUGAAAAACAAGCUCCACGAAAAUCAUUGAUCAAACCAUUCCGUGCAUAUGGUAUGAUUCAUUCAUUAAACACAUCAUCAUCAUCACCAUCUACCAAAUCGUCAAGCACUGUUAAGGAUAAAACAAAUUCUAAAGAUGAUGCCUACGAACAAUUUAUGAAAGAAAUGGGUGGUUUUAUUUGAUUAAUGAUUUCACUUUACAUUAUAAAUUAAAAUUAAUUAUUCUA